AUUAAAAUUAUACAUCACAAGUUAUAAGUUGGACACUUAAUUUGGAGAUUAGAAUUUUUCAACAAAUAUUCAGAUAAAUAGGUGAUUCAGCUUAAAUAUAUUUUAUACGUAUUAUUCCAAUAUUAAAAAGAAUAGGAACGGCUUUCUUAGUUUCUUCAAGUAUGAUGCUUUUUAUGUUAUUGUUCAGUCGACAAGGCAAAUUGCGUUUGCAGAAAUGGUAUAUGGCUUAUCCGGAUAAAGUAAAGAAGAAAAUAACUAGAGAAUUGGUAACCACAAUCCUUGCUCGCAAACCCAAGAUGUGCUCUUUUCUAGAGUGGAAAGAUUGCAAAAUCGUUUAUAAGCGAUAUGCGAGUUUAUAUUUUUGUUGCGCUAUUGAACAAAAUGAUAAUGAAUUGUUAACUCUCGAAAUCAUUCAUCGUUAUGUCGAACUAUUGGAUAAAUAUUUUGGAAGUGUUUGCGAAUUGGAUAUAAUUUUUAAUUUUGAGAAAGCAUACUUUAUCUUGGAUGAGUUGUUAAUUGGUGGUGAAAUACAGGAGACUUCCAAAAAAAAUGUGCUUAAAGCAAUUGCAUCCCAGGAUUUACUACAAGAGGAUUUCAAUGAGUAUUUAAAUUAAUUUAAUAUACUUAUUCAAUUUAUUACAUAUGCACACUAAUUUAUAAUGUUACUAUGUACAUAACAUACUAACCUUCGUAGGGUUUAAUACACUAAGUACCAAAGCUACUGGUUUGGUUAAAGUUGAGUUGUUAAUUUGUAAAUCUUAAACUUUAUAAUUUACAUAUGUACAUACAUAAUUAUAUACAACGGAUCACACGAAUAAAUAAAAGUAUAAACUAUGAAACAACGAUCGAUUAAUAUCAACACUAAAGCGUCUAUUCGACGACAGCCAGUUCUACAUUGUCGGAAUUGCGCCGGAUUUUAUGAUGCAUAGGCUUUUUUAGCGAUCUAAUCUCUUUAGAUCGGUAAGUAGAAAUAUAACAAAAACUCAACCCGGUUGCACUGUAAACCUUGAUCCAUACCAGAAUUAAGUCCGAGGCAGAUGCUGAAUCUGAAUUUCACUCACUUUGAGUGAUAAACGUAGUAACGGAACGAACUCAGCGAGGCAUAAGACAUUUACCAACUACUGGUCCAUCACAUGUUAUUUUCAAUUAUGCUAGACAAUAUUAUGCGGUUAUUCGGUAUGCGGUUUCGAAAACAAAUAUCGUUAUACAUAUGUACUUUUUACUCGGCUAGUGUCAUUUUCAAACUAGUGUAAUAGUGUUGCUAACUAAGCAUUAUAAAUACCAGCAAGUAUUGUAAGAGACAACACGAUCUAUGCAUCAAAUCAUAAUCUCUGAAGUAUUACGUGGCAAGACAUAUUUGAGACCUUUAAUUUAGCUCUGUAACUCUUCGCGAUACAUUAAUAAAUAGUGCCGGCCAUUGGACGAAGAAAACAAAAAAUACGUAUUUCUUAGAAAAUUAUUCUUGAAUUUGCCUUGUCAGGUCAAAAUUUACAAUUAAAAUUUCUGUUUAUUUGCCAUAUUUGUCUUGACGACUGUACCAGAAUCAACUACAUAUCACCUGAAAUGCAAAAUAACGUAACAACAUUUUCGGAAAUUUACAGUGGCAUGAGUGAAACACGAAAUAAAAUGGAACAUGAGCGAAAAAAAAUUAAUAUUGGUUAAAACUGGUUUACAUCUGAGCGCAGAACCUAAAAAUGUUGAACAUAUGUAAUAUUAUGUAUGUAAUUUGAAGUAGUGAAGCGUAAUCAAUAAGACACUCAAUAUCGAAUUUUUUGAUGAUACGUUAUUUUGCAUUUCAGGUGACGAUAUGUACAUAUGUUCAAAAGUUUACCACUACUCCUAUUUUUCUAGCUUUUUUAACUUUGUCUCAAUUGCUUUAUGAAUACUAAAUGUAAUAAAUUUCUACUUAUGACAUUGACACACUUGUUUUGAAAAUUGUCUUAUAAAAUAAUUUUCAUUAGUAAAUUAAUAUACUAAAUCUACUGUUUGUUUACUUAUUUAGUUUUUACCCUGCCACUACUAAGUGUUUAUUAAAAUUAUCAUUUUAUUCUAUUAACCGUAUUCAGACGAUAAUUUAUUUAUUUGUAAAUCUUAUUUAUUUUCUUCAUAAUACAUACAUACAUAUAUGUAUAAGUAAAUGGUCAAGAUUUAUUCUUGCACAUAUUUACAUAUGGGUAUACUUUUACAUACAUAUGUACAUACAUAGUAUAGUCAUUAAAAUUCAUUAGAUGCGGUAUAAGAUUCAUCGAUGAAGUUAAUGUUUCUUUCCAACAUGUUUAUUUUUAAAAGGUUGAGUAAUUCAUACCUUAACUAAUAAAAAAAUUCGAAGUAAACAAAUUAGAGGUUUGUUUGAAAAUUUCCAGUAAUAGACUUUAUCCCAUAUAGGCAACCCUUCGUACAAAUAGUUUGGGGAAACAAAACCUAUAAAAUAAUUUAUCUAAAAAAAUUGGCUUCAUUCACUCCCGAAAGAAUAUGUGUUGUAUUGUGUGAUCGUUUUUGUUGUUUAUAUUGUAUACAUGUGUUGUCAACUCCAAAUCUACAGAAUACGUUUAUAACUGAAAAAUAUGAAUAUCUGCAAGUGAGUAGCACCAACUGUAUUUGUAAAUUUUUUUUUUAUUAUAAUUAUAUAAUAUUAUUAUAUUAACUGUUACACCUUUUUUAAUUCAUUGCAAUCGUAUUUAUGAGUUAUGUAUGGCGCUAAACAAAAAAUACUGAUAGAAUACUUUUACUUAAAAUAUAUGUGUAAAUAAUAUAUACUCAAGUACUAUAUGACAUCGACGAUUUGAUCGAAGCGACCUAGAUAAAAAUAAACAUAAUUUUAGAUUUUUAAUACAUUAGUAUACUGAGUUAUAUAAAUGUAAUAUAUUGAUAUUCGUAUAAAAUAAAGAAAACCUGUUAAUGUUA
Messenger RNA from Bactrocera neohumeralis, 2904 nucleotides. RefSeq names its product AP-1 complex subunit sigma-2 (gene AP-1sigma). NCBI's taxonomy places the organism in Eukaryota, Metazoa, Arthropoda, Insecta, Diptera, Tephritidae. Gene Ontology annotation, cellular component: AP-1 adaptor complex; membrane coat; intracellular membrane-bounded organelle. The transcript is spliced from 5 exons. Bases 162 to 614 code for a protein of 150 amino acids. The record is from RefSeq and is a predicted model, not a curated record. Gene Ontology annotation, biological process: intracellular protein transport; vesicle-mediated transport. Gene Ontology annotation, molecular function: clathrin-cargo adaptor activity.